Messenger RNA from Hypoxylon fragiforme, 528 nucleotides. RefSeq lists its product as uncharacterized. The transcript has a single exon. NCBI's taxonomy places the organism in Eukaryota, Fungi, Ascomycota, Sordariomycetes, Xylariales, Hypoxylaceae. The coding region runs from base 187 to 492 and encodes 101 amino acids. The record is from RefSeq and is a predicted model, not a curated record.
GUGUUUAUCAUCAGGCACAAAAAAAGUCCCCCAAAACCUAGAGUUUUACGUUUCUGUAUGACAAAAUCGUCCGCUUACAUUCGCGGUGCGGUGUUGUGGGGAGGGAUAGCUAAGACGGGGUUCUUUUUUCAUUUAAUGGCAAAAAAAGUCCAUAGUAAAAAAACGAUUCAAUACUAGAAGGCGUUGAUGAAUUGGGCCUCCUUUACUCACGUACCAUUGCUACCUACCUACCUACCCAUGGAUGCUUCUUUUUUUUUCUUCUACAUAACAAACAAUGGGAGAAGGGGGGUGGGGUUGGUGGUGGGAAUCAGUUAUUUGUUCUUGUUUUUUUUGUGUUGUUGUCGUUGUUGUUGUCGUCCUCGUCUAAAAAAUCCCGUACUUACUUACCCCUCCUGCCCUACUUAUAUAAAUAACUAUUGCUCCUUACCUACUACUACUACCUAUUGUGCCUUUUGUUGGUUGUCCUUCGUUGUAUAUACAAUCGAUCAAUGAUACUUAUAUACAAUACAAUGUAAAACUCAAUUGCUG